UCAUCUGCCAGUUCCACCUCCACGCAAGACUGUCGAGACCUUCUUGGCCCUUCAACGGACAACGCCAUAACCCCAUCUAAAACCCUCCACGAAGCUGUGGUUUUCCCUCGAAAACGAUGAACUGAAGAAAUCCCAAGAUUUUCAUCAUGCCUUACCCCGCAGUUUUCAUCCAGAAUUACCUCAGAGUAUCUCUGAACCCACUCAGGACUAGUUCAUUUCAGCUCCGCCGUCGCCUCCAUUUAAGCCCUAGACUCAUCCGACCUCUUCCUCCAUCAUCGAGGCCUGCGCUAGUGUUAAUUUGCUCCUCGUCUUCUUCUCAUGUUUCUUCUUCCAAACACCUAAUUAAGAGAACGAGAAAUAAAGAUUCUUACUCGUUACCUUACUUUUACCAGCAAAGUUUGCCCUACGGCCGCUACGCCUACGACGAAUAUGCUUCCGAGGAGGAGUCUGACCGUGAAAAUUUGCAAUUGCCCCAAAGUUUGGGGGCUUCCACUCUUGAUAACAUUGAAGAAUGGCAGUGGAAGCUAACUACACUAAUCCGAAAUAAAGAUGAGCAAGAGGUAGUUUCACGUGAGAGAAAAGACAGAAGAGAUUUUGACCAACUCUCAGCACUAGCUACUCGGAUGGGUUUACAUAGCCACCAAUAUUCAAAAGUAGUUGUCUUCAGUAAAGUUCCGUUGCCAAAUUACAGAUCAGAUUUAGAUGAUAAACGCCCGCAAAGAGAGGUGGUUCUUCCUUCAGAAUUACACAGCCGGGUUGAUUAUCAUCUAAAAUCAUACCUUUCACAAAAGUCUGCUACUAGAGAUGGUUAUCCAAAUAACACCUUACCUACAUCAAGAACAUCCGAGAGUCUUGUUGGUGAGGCUGAUGAGCCUCUCAGACAAAGUCCUGUUGCAGAGGGAAUUCUCCGGAGGAAGAGUUUUCAGCUGCGAAAUAAACAACAGGAUUGGCAGGAAUCUGUUGAAGGCCAAAAAAUGCAAGAACUACGGAGAAGCCUACCUGCAUAUAAAGAGAAAGAAGCAUUGUUAAAUGCUAUUUCCAGAAAUCAGGUAAUUGUGGUGUCUGGUGAAACGGGGUGUGGUAAAACCACACAACUACCUCAAUACAUCUUAGAGUCUGAAAUUGAAGCUGCUCGUGGAGCAGUUUGCAGUAUUAUCUGCACCCAACCCAGACGAAUAUCUGCUAUGUCAGUUGCUGAGAGGGUUGCUGCAGAACGAGGGGAGAAGCUUGGAGAUUCUGUUGGGUAUAAAGUUCGGCUUGAGGGAAUAAAAGGAAGAGAUACUCGCCUGCUGUUUUGCACUACUGGCAUUUUGCUUAGGAGAUUACUACUCGACAGGAGCUUGCAAGGCGUAACUCAUGUCAUUGUUGAUGAGAUCCACGAACGAGGGAUGAAUGAGGAUUUUCUUCUUAUCGUGUUGAAGGAGCUUCUUCCUCGCAGACCAGAACUGAAGUUAAUUUUGAUGAGUGCAACCCUAAAUGCUGAGCUUUUCUCCUCCUACUUUGGUGGAGCUCCAAUGAUGCAUAUUCCUGGUUUCACUUAUCCAGUUCGGAGCUAUUUUCUGGAGAAUAUUUUAGAAAUGACUGGAUAUAGGCUGUCAACAUAUAAUCAAAUUGAUAAUUAUGGCCAAGAGAAAUCAUGGAAAAUGCAGAAACAAACUCUUCGUAAAAGGAAGACCCAAAUUGCUUCAGCUGCGGAGGAUGCUCUUGGAGCUGCUGAUUUGAGAGAGUUAAACCCGUGGACUAGGGAUUCCCUGUCAUGUUGGAACCCGGAUUCAAUUGGGUUCAAUCUUAUUGAGAAUGUUGUUUGUCAUAUAUGUAAAAAAGAAAGGCCAGGUGCUAUUUUGGUGUUUAUGACUGGUUGGGAUGAUAUAAAUUCUCUCAAGGAUCAACUCCAAUCUCAUCCGUUACUUGGAGAUCCAACCAAAGUUUUGCUGCUUGCAUGCCAUGGUUCGAUGGACAGCUCAGAACAGAAAUUGAUAUUCAAUAAACCUGAAGAUGGCAUCAGGAAAAUAGUUCUAGCCACUAACAUGGCCGAGACAAGCAUCACCAUCAAUGAUGUAGUUUACGUGGUUGACUGUGGAAAAGCUAAAGAGACUUCCUACGACGCACUCAACAACACCCCGUGUUUGCUUCCAGCCUGGAUCUCAAAGGCUUCUGCUCGCCAAAGGAGAGGAAGAGCUGGACGUGUGCAACCAGGGGAAUGCUACCACUUGUAUCCCAGAUCUGUAUAUGAUGCUUUUGCUGAAUAUCAACUUCCAGAACUUUUGAGGACACCCUUACAGUCUUUAUGCCUCCAAAUUAAAAGCUUGCAACUUGGUAGUAUUUCAGACUUUUUAUCAAAGGCCUUGCAGCCACCCGAACCUUUAUCAGUUCAAAAUGCUAUUGAAUACUUGAAAAUAAUUGGAGCUCUGGAUGACAAGGAGAAUCUUACAGUAUUAGGACGUAAGUUGUCAGUGCUUCCAGUUGAGCCAAAGCUUGGGAAGAUGUUAAUAUUAGGGGCUAUCUUCAACUGCCUGGAUCCAAUAAUGACUGUUGUUGCUGGUUUAAGUGUGAGAGAUCCAUUUUUGAUGCCGUUUGAGAAGAAGGAUUUAGCUGAGUCUGCAAAAGCUCAGUUUUCUGGAGGUGAUAACAGCGACCACCUUGCUCUUCUUCGUGCUUAUGAUGGUUGGAAAGCUGCUGAAAGACAGCAAUCGGGUGCAGAGUAUUGUUGGAGAAAUUUCCUUUCCUCACAAACUUUGAGAGCUAUUGAUUCUCUUAGGAAGCAGUUUUAUCAUCUGCUUAGAGACUGUGGUUUGGUUGAAAAUAUGGAGAAAUGCAACACAUGGAGCCAUGAUCAACAUCUCAUCCGAGCCAUCAUAUGCUCGGGCCUCUUCCCUGGAAUUUGCUCUGUUGUGAAUAAAGAGAAAUCAGUAUCAUUGAAAACAAUGGAAGAUGGUCCUGUAUUGCUUUAUUUAAAUUCAGUUAAUGCUCAGGAACCAAGAAUUCCAUAUCCAUGGCUUGUAUUCAAUGAAAAGGUGAAAGUGAAUACUGUCUUUCUAAGGGAUUCAACAGCUGUAUCCGAUUCUGUGGUUCUCUUAUUUGGAGGCACCGUUUCCAAAGGGGCCAUGGAUGGACACUUGAAAAUGUUGGGGGGUUACUUGGAGUUCUUCAUGAAGCCUGGGUUAGCAGCCACUUAUCUGACCUUAAAAAGAGAGCUUGAUGAACUCAUCCAGAUGAAGCUUUUGAAUCCGAAAAUAGACAUUGGCAACAAAAACGAAAAGGGACUAGUGGAGGCUCUAAAACUGCUAGUAUCCGGGGACAGAUGUGAGGGUAGAUUUGUCCACGGUCGAAAAGUAUCACCAGUUGUUUUAAAGAAAGAAACAAAAAAUAAAAAAGCCGCAUCCAUAUCUUCAACAAGUGGGAGUGUGGCAGAGCAUGAUAACUCCAAGAAUCACUUACAAACAAUGCUUUUAAGAGCGGGUCAUCAACCACCAAGCUACAAGACAUCACAGUUGAAAAACAAUAAGUUCCGGUCCACUGUGGUUUUCAAUGGGUUGGAUUUUGUCGGGCAGCCAUGUGGGAGUAAAAAACUUGCUGAAAAAAGCGCUGCCUCUGAGGCUCUCCACUGGUUAACCGAGGCGCUGAGCCCCAUCCCCAUCGCAAAACCUUUACCAACCAAGGGUUUGGAAUUGUAUCCAAGAUGAAGGCGUGCAAAAUGGUCAUUUGUACGAAUUUAAAGCCUGAGCUGUUCCCAAAAAGGCUAAAAUUUAUCUUCCGGGACCAUAUCUGUAAAAAUUAACAAAACAAGGACGAAAAGUGCAGUUUACCCUAAAAUCAAUGAUACUUCUAAGUGUUGUGACCGACAAAUUUGCUUCCAUUUUUAUUUAUUCAUUUAUUCCUUUUGGAGGGAAAAAU
This is a messenger RNA of Lactuca virosa, 3894 nucleotides long. NCBI's taxonomy places the organism in Eukaryota, Viridiplantae, Streptophyta, Magnoliopsida, Asterales, Asteraceae. The record is from the annotation of a GenBank genome assembly.